CUCACUUUUGUAUACAAUAUAGUCAAUUGAUGUUGCAAGUUUUACGAUAUAUUUAAGCAUGGGAAACGUUUUCUCUUAUGUUUUAAAUCGUCUCCUUGGCAAGGAGGAUGUGAGAAUUUUAAUGGUGGGCCUGGAUAAUGCGGGGAAGACGACCAUCUUGUAUAGGUUGAAACUUGAAGAGAUCGUAUCCACUGUCCCUACUUUAGGCUUUAACGUGGAAACUGUUUCUUACAAGAAUAUAUCCUUUACAGUUUGGGACAUUGGAGGGCAAGACAAGAUAAGAAGCCUUUGGAGAGUUUACUUUCAAGGUACACAAGGCUUGAUAUUUGUGGUGGAUAGCGCUGACAGGGAGCGAAUCGAAGAAGCCAAAACUGAAUUGCACAAGCUUUUGGGCGAAGAACAACUAGCAAAUGUCGUACUUCUAGUCUUAGCAAAUAAACAGGACAUGCCUGAUGCUAUGGCUGCUUCUGAUGUUCGUGAAAUGCUUGGUUUAGGAAGCAUGCGAGAAAGGCCUUGGUUUGUGCAGUCCUCUUGCGCUGUGAAAGGCGAAGGUUUAUAUGAAGGACUCGAUUGGCUAGCAUCGCAGAUCAGAGCAAGAAAAAGCUGGAUUUGAGCUGAAUUGACUGUAUAAACUGCAUAAGUGUACAUCAUUUGGUUCAGUAAACUACAAGUUGUACAAAAGACAAGUGUUUCGCCCAACAAGACGGAACUGCAGAGUCUUGAAAAAGUACAAUGAGGUUUAGUGUUAGCAGGUGUUAAUAGUGCAUACUCUUGUCUCAAAGACAAUAGCAUUUUUUUCCUUUUUUGAUUUCGAAUGCAAGGUAAAAAUAGAGAGUCAGACAGAAGCUUUUGACCUUAGGUUAGUCUUAAAAUACCAACACAUUAUAAGGUCUUAAGUUUUAGGGUAAGAAAAUAUGAGUUCAGGUUAGGGGGCAUAUAUUUGGAACUACUAAACAGAAAAUAAACAUUUACUUUCAAUAAUAUCCUUGUGAGAGAGAAUUAUUUCAAGUGUUAACUUAAGUUUUUCACUAGUCAAAACAUGCUUCAUUUCAUCAAUGUGUAAUCAAAAUGAAUUAUAUCUGAAAGAUAUCACUGGUACACUAAUAAUCAGGUGACCAGUUUGGCAUGACAUAGUAUGUCACAGGACAUGAGACAAGCUGGGAAAUGAGUGGCAUCACUAGAGGUCAACAAAAAUAUUCUCCUUUUACUUCCCUCUUCUGAUCUUCAAUGGAAAAUUAUGAAUUAAUGGGCAUUAAGUUAAACUCAUCCAACAUCUUCACUGGAAAAUCAUCCCUUGUCACUUGUGAUAACAUAUCUUGUAAUCUGUGGUAUGACACCUUUUAAUGUGAGAGUGGAUUUAUUAACAUUUUUUAAUGGAACCCAUUAAUAUAUAACAUUAAAAAUAAAUAAAUAUUUGUCAACUUGACAAAUUUUCUGGCUGAUGUGAUUUUUU
Messenger RNA from Pocillopora verrucosa, 1453 nucleotides. The record is from RefSeq and is a predicted model, not a curated record. NCBI's taxonomy places the organism in Eukaryota, Metazoa, Cnidaria, Anthozoa, Scleractinia, Pocilloporidae.